AUGUAAAAUUAUCAAAUCUCAAUUUAAAUACCAUAAAUUUAGUUAAUUAAUUUAGUAAAAAAGCAUUUUGAAAUGAUAAAGGAUCUUAAUCCAAGGUAAAUUUAAUUAUCAAACAUUUCUUAGUAGCGAAUAUAAACAUAGUAAGUCAUUCUUCUAAAUCUCCUAUUCAACAAUGCAAUGGUCCAAGUCUCCAUUACCUAUAUCAAUUAAUAACCAAACAAUAUCUGACGAAGUUAAAUUUGUAAAUAAGUCAGGAGUAGUAAAGUCUACAACACUUACCAAUAUAGAAAACUAUUUAUUUUAUAAAACAAAAAAAGUAGCAUAUUCAUCUUACUUUUAUUUAGGGUAAAACUAAAUGGAUUGAUAUUGAAAAUGCUAUAAUAGAACUUUUUUAUCAUCCUAAAUUUGGUUCAGCCUUAAGACUCAUAAAAUGUUUUGAUGUUAUUGAAAUAUUUUGUGAUUCUAAAUCAUGGCUAGGCUACCUUAAAAGUUAUACUAUACAAUGUGAUUUUGAUGCUACAUAUAUUAUUAAAAAGAAAAUCGGGAAAGGUUCUUUAUCAUAAGUAUAAAUUUAUUUAUUCUAAUAUAGGUUUAUAAAGGCUUUAACAAAUAUGAUGGAAAUGAAUAUGCAGUAAAAAUUUAUAAAAAACAAUCUUUAAUAGACGAGGCUCAUAGAAUUGCCUUAUUAAAAAGAACUUCUAUUCACAGAAGAGUUUAAUCUGAAUUUGCUAUUAAAUUUUAUGAGAUCUUUGAAAAUAGUGAAUAAGUAUUUAUCAUUCUUGAAUUAAUAACUUGUGGUAAUCUCAUGGAUUAUAUGGCCAGAGAGAUUUGUUUUCAAGAAGAUAGAGCUGCCAAAAUUAUUUUUAGAUUAGUCAAAACAAUAAAUUAUUUACAUUCAAAGAAUAUUAUUUAUAGAGACUUAAAACCUGAUAAUAUAGUUUUUAGAAUAGAAGAUAAUAUUGAAACACUUUGUAUAAGAAAAUUUUAAUUGGCUGAUUUUUAUGAUCCAGAAUUGAAUUAUCAUUAUGUAUGUUGUGGUACACCUGGUUUUAUUGCACCAGAAAUCUUACUUCAUCAGAAUUAUGAUUUAAAAGUUGAUGUAUUUAGCAUUGGAGUUAUACUAUAUAUUUUAACAACUGGAACACUACCUUUUGAUGGUAAUACUGAUUCUAGAUUGUAAUAAAAUAUUGAGGGUGAAGUUGAUCUUAAUUCAGUUAAUCUUAGUCCCCUUGGUCUUGAUUUUAUUAUUGGUACAUUAUAAUCCAAUCCUGAAGAAAGAUUGACAUCACAUUAGUGUCUAAAUCAUUAAUGGUUUAUACAAGAACAAUUAGCUAAAUUAAAAUAGAUGUAAAUGAAAAAACCAACUAUUUUGUAAAACCGACAUAUCAAUAGAAGAAUAAAACAAUCUAAAACCUUGACUUUUAGCCCUUCCUCUCCUAGAAGUCAUGUUUCCAUUUAAAGUCCUAAAAAUCAUAAUUUACAAUAAAAUUAACAUUUUCCUUUAAAAAUUCCUUAAUAUCAUACUGAAAAAUUAAUUGGACCUUCUUAUAGUUCUAAAAAUAUAAAUAAAUUUGAAAAAUUCUAAACUUAGCCUCCUGAUGAUGAUUCAUAUUAAGAUGAAAGUAGCUUAAAAGCAUCCUUUUAGAGUUAAAUGCGAUUAUCCAGGAAAAAGACUGAAUCUUUUGUGAUUAAAUCAAAUUCAACAGCAAAACAAUUCAACGCAACUAAAUCAAAGUUUAAAUGA
This is a messenger RNA of Paramecium primaurelia, 1744 nucleotides long. The record is from the annotation of a GenBank genome assembly. NCBI's taxonomy places the organism in Eukaryota, Ciliophora, Oligohymenophorea, Peniculida, Parameciidae.